Menidia menidia (Atlantic silverside) is the source of this 1227-nucleotide messenger RNA. NCBI's taxonomy places the organism in Eukaryota, Metazoa, Chordata, Actinopteri, Atheriniformes, Atherinopsidae. The record is from the annotation of a GenBank genome assembly.
AUGGGAGUGCUCAUGUCAAAGAAGCAGCAGGUGCAGAAGGUGCAGAAAUGCAACGCGGUGGUCUCCGCCUUCCAGGCGGGCAUCAAAGACCGGCCCGUCGCCGUCAAACCAGAGGGGGAGGAGGAGGAGGAAGGUGAAGGGGGCGCCAAGACCUCAGCCUGUCCUGAGGAGAAAAAGAGCGAGGGGGUGGAAGAGGAGGAGCCGGACAAUAACGUGGCUCCGUCGACCUCCCAGCAGGCCUCAGCUCCGGUCAGAGACGAAUGCAAAGUCAACCAGGAGGCCUGGUCCAGGUUACGGGAUGGGAAAGGGGUGGAACCCGAGGAUCUUGACAAGAGCCAUCAGCUCACUCCUCCAGCAUUCGUGCGACCCAAACGGGAGGCCGAUGACGCCAAGCCUGUAGAGGUGGAGCUGGAGAAGAAAGAGCAGCCUUCGAGCGAUGAGAUGUGUGACGUGUGUGAGGUGUGGACAGCUGAUGACUUGUACCCCUGCAGGAUCUGCACACGCGUGUUCCACGAUGGCUGCCUCAGGGAGUUGGGGUACCUGCGUGCUGAGGCCUUACAGGAGAUGAGAGAUACAGCCCACACUGUCACUGGCUGGAGCUGCUACUAUUGUGACAAUCUGAAUCUACUUCUUACUGAAGAGGAGAUGUACAGUCUCAUGGAGACAUUCAAGCAAUGCAAGAUCAUCCCAGAGUCGUGCCUGGUGUCAGACGAGCUGCUGCAGUACCGCCACUAUGCAUCCAAGCAGCAGUUUGAGAAGGACCUGACCGAUGAGCAGGAGGAGGAAGUACUGGCCCAGUUUGCUGCUCUGGAUCCGGAAAAGAAAGGCCACAUCGAGUGGUCAGACUUUCUCUACUUUGAGUCGCUGACCGUUUUGAGGAAGUUCCGCACCGAGAACUCCCUGGUCCGUCUGUUGACUGGAAAGGAAAGAGACAAGGCAAGGUCAGUGUUCCUGGAUUUGGAGAAAGACGGUGUGAUCACGAGAGCAGAAUGUCGCCAGGCCCAGCAGUCCUGGUUCCACAAGCUCAAAGACUCUCAAUCCUGCAACGUGAGUAUAAGUCACGUGGGCCCCAUAUGUGAGAGCAGUCCCGCCAGCUCCGGGAGCGAACAGAGCAAGACGGAUGAGAGCAGGCCAGUAACCUGGGCAGACUUUCUAAGAGAGAGCGCCAUCUACAUGUUAGCCGCACGUCCCAAUAGCUCCGCCAUGCACAUCCGGCUGCCUCUAUAG